AACAAAAUAAAUCUAUAAAAAUUAUAAGUUACGCAAAAAAAUAAAACACGUAUAAUAAUUUUAAAAUUUUUUUUAUAAAAAUGUCAAAAUUUUGUGGUGUAAUUUCAAAGCAUACAAAUGCCGAAGAUUUCGAACCGUUGCGUUUCAGUCACUUGGAAAUGCUCACCAACUGGCUGGCUAGUGAGACGGAAUCGCUCGAAACAGACUUUCAAACUAAAGGUGAAGCUGUGCAAGAUCAGCAACUGCGAGUGAUACAGAAUGAAAACAAUCUUACACAAAUUCACGAUAUAAUGCAGACGCUUAAGCAAAGAAUAGCAGCCACAGAACUAGAAAUUAAUGUGAAUGAGUCGAGUAUAAAAAUGCUUGAAAACAAUAUUAGAGCGCUGGAGGAGUAUGCCAAGAGACCACUUACGCCAGCUGGCGUUACCUGUGGUUGUCCUCUCGUUUGUAGGCAACAUCAACAGCACAACAUGUGGAAUUUGUUGCAGGACACAGAUCGCACCAUGGCACAGCUCAAUACGCUGAUGGAUGAGAUACAUGAACUGGAACCAUAUGUGGAGCGUAUGAGUAAUCCGUAUUAUACUAUAAGCAGCAUAUUGGAUUGCCAUUUGACGACUUUGAAACAAACCGAAGCGAAUCUAGAUCGUUUGGUUGAUAAGAUGAAUGCGGUCGAUGGCCUAUUUCAAUUGAUGAUGCGACAUCUUGCCGAUUCACGUCGAAACAGAGCAAAUCCCGUUCCACCUAACUGCAAGCUGAACAGAUGACGAUUCCAUUUUAAAUAUGAAAAUAAUUUUCGUUUAGUGUAGUAUUAAAUGCUUAGUAUAUUGAUUUACUUUUUAGCUCAUUAGCGUACUCAAAUUCACUUUUUAACAUAACAAAUAAUGUAUUUUCGGUGCAAUGAAAAACAAUUUAGUAAAUGAAUGAGUUCCCUGAACCAUUGCGGCGAGAUGA
Anastrepha obliqua is the source of this 951-nucleotide messenger RNA. RefSeq lists its product as uncharacterized. The transcript is spliced from 4 exons. The coding region runs from base 81 to 764 and encodes 227 amino acids. The record is from RefSeq and is a predicted model, not a curated record. Lineage: Eukaryota; Metazoa; Arthropoda; Insecta; Diptera; Tephritidae.